Vitrella brassicaformis is the source of this 2773-nucleotide messenger RNA. NCBI's taxonomy places the organism in Eukaryota, Vitrellaceae. The record is from the annotation of a GenBank genome assembly.
GAUCACAUACAUACAGAGAGAUGCACAUCGGUCGGUCGGGAGUGAGACUACAUGCACGGCACGCACAUAGCAAAAGGACGGCACGCACGAAACGCACCAGAGAGCAAAGUAGGUAGGCAAUUAAGGAACCAAGGGAGAGGGAGGGAAGGAAUGCAUUCACUCGAUUGGCUGACCGUUCGUCUCAGUUCCUUCCUGACCUGAACGCCUGAACGCCUGCCUUUCGAUCUUAAUUCACUGUGUCAAGCUUCUUUCACUGCACACAUCUGUGGCUGGCUGCACUUGAAACCGACGUACGUCUUGCAGCCCUUGUCCCACGCGCGGCUGUCACCGUCGCCACUGUGAAGGCGGAAAGGGAGCCUGAGAGCUUCAGGUUCCUCCUCGACCUUCACACUGACCACAUGACAAUAAGCGCACAAGACGUAGGCUGGAUGUGGCCAAUCAAUCGGGCCCGCCUGCCUUCGGUCAGUGAGUGCUGGUUCCUCGGCAGACAGAUAUGGAAAAUCGCAGGCGACGCCAGGCCGCCAAUACGCCAUGCCACACCACAACACACCACAGCACGACACACACAGCCAUCCAUCCAGCCACCAUCAAUCGUUAAAAGACAGUCAGUCCACAGUUAGUCACUCACUCCAUCACACAAUUACUCAGCCACUCCACGCACACACCCUACGCAGCAGCUGGCCGUCUGGUCAGUGGCGCCUUCCUUCACCAGUCCUCCCCAUUGCCCCCGCCGCCGCCGCCGGCGCCGCCAUUGCCGCGUUUGUUGUCUUCUGGGUCGUCCCACGUGUCGUCGUCCACACCGCCCGGAGGGAACUCGCCGAACCCGAUGGGCGGGAUGCCGCGGCCCCGGCCGCCACGACCGCCACGGAACGGCAUGUCGCUGCCGCGGAAACCACCACGACCCUGACGCACACACACACACACACACACACAGAGAGAGAGAGAGAGAGAGUGGUCUGGCCUGUGGAUGGGGAUCUUGCUUGUAGUGUCUGGUGUGCGUGUUGCGUACCCUCAUUCCUCGUCCGCCCCUGCCUCCGCCUCCCCUGCCGCCCCGGUUGGCAUCGUAUUCGUUGUCCAUGCCGCCGCCGCCCCCCUGGUAGCCACCGCCCCUCAUGCCGCCCCUCCCACCACCACCUCGAGGGCCCAUGGCGCCCCGACCACCCAUCCCCCCUCCGCGUGGGGGCGGUGCCGUCGGGCGCCUCAUGACGGCGCGGAACCUGCGGCCUUGGAAGAAGACGCCCUUUUCGAGGAGGGCCUUGACGGUCUCGUGUUUGUCGAGCUCGAUUAUGAGCCCGCCGUUGACCUCAGGGUAGGCCUUGGUGCACACGCCCUUGCCGUUGAGCUGAGUCGUGAUGGCCUUCUUGACCUCCUCCUGGGUCAUGCCGCCCGGCAGCCGCUCGAUCCACACCUCCUUGGUCUGCUCCAAACCGUCGUCGGCAGCCGCCCCGCUCGACGUGGGCGGCAGGGCGUACCCCACCUGCUUGGGCGGCGGCACCUUGCCCAUGCCCGUUGUCACCUUGCCCGCCCAGCUCUCGGGGUCGGGCGGGAUGACCGGGAACUCCUCCUCGCCGGACCCCUGCUUGGCCACCGAGGGGCGCUUGGGAGGGGGCGGGUUGGGGCCGCCCGAGGGAGUCACCAUCGCACCGCGACCCACCGGACGCUGCACAUGGUUGUUCUCCGCGGGACGAGAAUCUGACAGACAGACAGGUAAGUGUGUAAGGGGGACAGACACACCGACCGACAGAUAUGGACAAAUCGCCUGUGCCUGUGACGUCCUCCCCUUCUUUCUCUGUGACCAAGAUCUAUCUUACCAGCAUUGACGUGACGCAGCCCCCCUCCAGCUUGGGCAGCCGCCAUGGGCGUCCCAACGUCGACCGUCCCGUUGUUGGUCUGCUGCAGCUGCUUGUUCAAAUCAGCCAUGGUCUUCUCGGUUGGGGGCACCGGCACGGGCGCCUGCGGCCUCACGUAGUCGUUGCCCUGCUGCUGCGCCUGCUGUGCGGCCAACGGGGCGAUGGGCUGCGGCUCGUUGGGCGUGGUGGCUGGGUGCUGGCCGUUGGCGGGCUGCUCCUUGGCUUGGAAGACGUCGUCAUCGGACUGGAGGAAGCAGAACCAGUCGUUGUGGACGUACCAUGAGGUGCUCUGGUUGAAGUCGCUGCUGUUGAGGAUGACCAUCUGGACGAACCGCUUGGCCUCGAGGCUGUCGUCGUUGGACCACAUGACGCCCGUGAGGUUGAUGACGACGUACCGCGAGUGGCGCGAGUCGGCGUGCUGCGCGUUGAAGGUCUUGAUGGUCGUCUUGACGUGGCUCUUCAGGAACCCGUCACACAUGAUCAGGUCGUUGAUCUCCUUCUGACCCCUCGCCGUGCGCGUGUCGCCGCCCGAAUUCUCGACCGUCCUCUCCAUCGUCGACUCGGUCUUGUAGAACUGACCAACACACACACACACACACACAGAGAGAGAGAGAGAGAGAGAGUGACAGCGAAUCCCAUGGCGUGUGUCGAACUGUUGAUGCGGACCGCGUGUCCACACAUGCACGACCCCUCCGGCCCACCCACCUUGUAUAUCUCCUCAGGCCGCUCAUUCAUGGUGCUGUAGUAGGCCUUCAAGAACUCCUCAGCGAUAAACUGGACGCUCGGCGUGUCCAUCUCGGCUCCACCUCAAUCGGGACGUGACGCAGCAAUAUCGACGAGAAAAUGGAAGAGAUCUGAGACGGACGGAUGAAGAUCAGCGCUGCUUGUGCCUCCGCGAAGCACCAAAGCAGCAGCGGCUCCCG